Molecule: messenger RNA, 2496 nt
Organism: Eimeria maxima
Lineage: Eukaryota; Apicomplexa; Conoidasida; Eucoccidiorida; Eimeriidae
Exons: 4
Coding region: 1-2496 (831 amino acids)
Biological process (GO): tRNA aminoacylation for protein translation
Cellular component (GO): cytosol
Molecular function (GO): RNA binding; tyrosine-tRNA ligase activity; ATP binding
Source: RefSeq, a predicted model, not a curated record
AUGAGGCCUCAGCAGCAAUGGCUGCUGCUGCUGCUGCUGCUGCUGGUGGCUACCCGCUUGUGCUCUGCAUCGCUGCAGCAGGGCCUGCUCGCUGGCCUGUACGUGCCCGCUCGGGCCUCAAACAGCAGCGGCAGCAGCAGCAGCAACACUUGCUGCAGCAACUACUCCAGCAGCAGCAGAUACAUUAACAUCAGCAGAAUUAGGACUAGCAGCAGCAGCAACAACAACGGCAGUAGGAGAAGAAGCACUUGCUGCAGCGGCUUUAUCUCCAGGGCAGUUGAUCUCAGCCAGCCGCUGCUGCCUCACCGACAAUGGAGCCAUUUGCCUGCGGCUGCUACCAGCAGCAGCUCCUUGCCCAAAGCAGCAACAGCAGCAGCAAAAGCAACAGCAGCAGCAGCAGCAGGAGAUACCUGGGAGCCGACGAACCCCACGCUGAGGGAUUUGCUGCAGCGGCAGCUGCUGGCAACAGCAAGCGACCUUAAAGGGCUCGACUCUCUCCUCAACUACAACCGCAAAGCAGCAGCAGCAGCAGCAACAGCAGCGGCAGCAGCAGCAGAAACAGGGCCAUGCCCGCCUCGAGCAGCCACCUCUGCAGCAGAUGCUGCAGCACAGGCUGCUGCUUUGGAGCUGCUGCAACCUUUCCCCCUCCACGACCCGAGCAGCAGCAGCAGCAACGGCGGCAGCAGCAGCAGCAGCAAAGGCCUUAUCAGUUCUAAUAUUUCCUUUUAUGUUGGUAUUGAUAUGACGGGGCCCUCCUUGCAUGCAGGCCAUUUGCUGCCGCUGCUGCUGCUGCGGCGUUUGUGGCUAUGGGAGGGAGUGCAACCUGUGCUGCUGCUGGGGACAGCAACAGCACGCGUCGCGCUGCAUACACGCAAAGGCAGCAGCAGCAAUAGCAGCAGCAGCAGCAGCCAUGAUGAGGCCUUGCUGCAGCUGCUAGGCUGUGGGGGAUGGAAGUCCUACGAUGAGGAGAUCGAAACUAACUGCAGCAGCGUGCUGCAGCAGCUGCGACGGAUAUUUGCUCUACCAACCCAGCAGCAGCAGCAGCAGCAGCAAAUGAAUUUGCCUAUGCCCUUAGUGGUGCGUAACGACAGGUGGUUAGAGAAGAUCCCUCUUGGGGCUUUCCUUGCAUGCACUGCUCCUCGGCUGUCCCUAGCAGACAUUAUCCCAAGAGCAGCAGCAGCUGCAGCAGGAAGGCAGCAGCAGAACACAUCAGCAGCGCGCAGCAGCAGCAGCAGCAGCAGCAGCGCUGUCGAGGACGACAGGCCAUCGGAGGCCUUCGUUGAAGCCGUCGAUGGUGCAACUGACUUGCAGCAACAGCAGCAGCAGCAGCAGCAGCAGAGCCAGCAGGAAUUGGGUGUAGGAGGAGGUGCAGCAACAGCAGCAGAUAUAAAUUAUGCUUUGCUGCAGGCAUUAGAUUUCGUGCUGCUGUCCAAGUGUCUCCGCUGCUGCUGCCAAAUAGGAGGAAGAGACCAAUGGAAAAAUAUAUCCACGGGCUUACACGUUGCUCGUCGUCUGCUGCAGCAGCCGCAGCAGCAGCAGCAGCAGCAGCAUCAGCAACAGCAGGAGGAGAAUGUCCAACAGCAGCAUAUGAACGAGCAGUCACAACCGCACCAGCAGCAGCAACCUCUGCAGCACAAGCAGCAGCAACAGGAGCAGCAGCAUAAUGGUUUAUUAGGUAUAACAACAAUAUUAUUAGAGGGUAUAGAUGGUAUAAAGAUGGGUAAAAGGGUAAAAAGAGGAAAAGGAGGAAUUAUUUGGCUAAGUGACCAGUGGCUGCUGCUGUGGUUUUCUGAGAGGCCAGCGGAGGAAAUUAUUGCAGCAGCAAAAGACCAAUCUCCUGCCAAUUUAAACAAACUUAAGAGGGAAUUGGCUGAUGAACUUACUCUUCUUGUCCACGGGGAGGAAGGACUGCGCAGUGCUCAUGCUUCCCUUUCUUUCCUGUCCCGCGGCAGUAGCAGUACUAGCAGCAGCAACAGCAGCAACAGCAGCAACAGCAGCAGCAGCGACACUGCAGCAACGGAGGAAUUCCAGGACGAAUUGCCGUUGCUGCCAACACACUUCAUAUCUUCUUCAGAGUUCAUUGAGGUGGGCAACAGCACCAGCAGCAGCACCAGCAGCAGCACCAGCACCAGCAGCAGCACCAGCAGCAGCAACAGCAACAGCAACAGCAGCAGUAACAAUUACAGCAUAAGCAGUUGCUGCUCCUGUAAGGUUUCCUUUGAGACAGGGCCUCCUUUACCACGAGUGUUGCGUAAUGUUGGUUUGUCUCCUUCUGCCCUUGAGGGUUCCCGUCUUAUAAAGGAUGGUGCUGUUCGUCUUAAUGGAGAAAAGAUACAAGAUACAAAUAGACGCCUGCUGCUGUCCGACUUCAAGCAGCAGCAGCAGCAGCAGCAGCAGCAGCAAGAGGUAGCUGCAGUAGCAGUGUUGACUGUUGGCAAGAACCGCCUCGCUGCAUUGGGGCUGCAGCAAGAGCAUGCAGAUGAUGUCUUGUCUUAG